GUUGUUGCCACACGUUUGCUGCUCGUGCUGCAAGCGAAGGGCAACGUCCGAUGCGGCCCGUGCCGUCCCCGUGCAACAUCGCUCGGCUGUUUGCAAAGCUGUCUGCGUACCUCUCAUCACAGAAGUAAACGCUCGACGUAACGCGCCGGUCGCGGAAUUUCACGAAGCCACCAUUGUGUCGAUUGAUAACCUGCGGGGCUUUCUGUAUUUUCCAUCGACCGCUACUGCGAUAGCGAUUGACAGUCUUCGUUAACAGUACUUUUUUCCCACUUGUGAAAGACACUCGGGAGGUGCAUAGAAAGGUAGCGCUAGGAGCAAGUCCUAUCUGAAGGCGGGAUGUUCAACAACAAGGCUAGAGUACUUGCAGAGCUGAAAGCCGCAAUGGCUACCAACCCGCUUGGAUACCCGCUCCUCCAAUUCUCCGUCGAUCUGUACAAGCAGCUAGUCGCAAAGAGUGGCUCUAGCGGAAACAUAUUCUACUCGCCCUUCAGCAUCUCCGCUGCUCUUUCUAUGGCUCUAGCAGGAGCUCGGAAUACCACAGCCAAGCAGCUCGCCGAUGUCCUGCACGUCAACAGCGAGGAGGUCCAUAGGCACUUCUCCAGCUUCAUCUCUGAGCUUCCAGGCUUUGCCCCGGACGUGAAGCUGCACGUGGCCAACCGGAUGUACUCGGAGAAGACGUUUCCUGUCCUAGACAGCUACGUCGCCCUUCUUAGGGAGUGCUACGGUGCCACGAUUGAAUCCGUCGAUUUCAAAAACAACUUCGAGAAUGUUAGGCGGCAGGUUAACGGCUGGGUCGAUCAAGCCACACAAUCGAAGAUUAGAGACCUCCUUCAACCAGGAAGCGUGGACCCUUUGACUACCCUUAUUUUGGUGAACGCCAUCUACUUUAAGGGACUCUGGGAGUCGCAGUUCAACGCGAACUGGACGCGCCCUUCAGAUUUCCACCUGAACCCGAACAGCAAGACGUUGGUAGAUAUGAUGUACCAGAAAUCCGAUUUCAACAUGGCGCACAACAUGGCACUCGAAGUAACAGCUCUGGAAAUACCGUACCGAGGUGGCAAGACUUCCAUGGUCGUGCUGCUGCCUGACAGAAUCGACGGGCUGUCCAAACUCGAGGAGGCUUUGAGUGCCGAGAACGUGGCAGAAGUUUUGAUGGACCUGCGUAAUUGUACUGACGUCAAGCUAUACCUUCCCAAAUUCAAGUUUGAGGAGACCAUAUACCUGAAGCAAACGCUCGCUGCAAUGGGCAUACAAGAACUCUUCAGUUUGGCUUCCGCUGACCUGACCGGUAUCAGUGCCGACGGAAACCUCUGGGCUACCGAAGUCGUCCACAAGGCGUUCGUGGAAGUCAACGAGGAAGGCACGGAGGCCGCAGCGGCUACCGCUGUUGUGAUGGGCUUCGGCUGCAGCGCUCCAAGGUUCAUAGAGACGAAAUUCGUCGUUGACCACCCGUUCAUGUUUCUCAUACGAAGCCGCAAUCCAGACAUCGUGCUCUUCAUGGGAUCCGUUCGUAGACUCUAGAGAACUCCUAAAAGGGUGUAACCAACUCAAUAUUAUCCUCAGUGAUACAAGAAAGAUAUGAUUUGAAGGUUGUGGGACCGCGACCCCAACAGCAGGCACAGUGAUGUCAAGUUAUACCUUCCGAAGUUCUGGUUGGAGCAGACCGUAAAGUUGAAGCAAACGCUGAGUGCAAUGGGCAUCGAAGACUUUUUCGCUCCUGCUGCGGACGUCUCGAUCGCGUGUCAGUGCGAGAGGAAAUCUUUCCGUUUCGGAAGGGGUGCACAAGGCUUUCGUUGAUGUCAACGAAGAAGGCACGGAGGUAGCAGCCGCAACCGCCGUUGUUGCGAUGCGCUGCGGUGCCGUGGAGUUCGAGGAAACUGAAUUUGUUGUCGAUCGCUCCUUUAUGUUCCUA
Molecule: messenger RNA, 1912 nt
Organism: Dermacentor albipictus
Lineage: Eukaryota; Metazoa; Arthropoda; Arachnida; Ixodida; Ixodidae
Product: ipis-1-like
Molecular function (GO): serine-type endopeptidase inhibitor activity
Source: RefSeq, a predicted model, not a curated record